Opisthorchis viverrini is the source of this 1390-nucleotide messenger RNA. RefSeq lists its product as hypothetical. Gene Ontology annotation, biological process: protein depalmitoylation. NCBI's taxonomy places the organism in Eukaryota, Metazoa, Platyhelminthes, Trematoda, Opisthorchiida, Opisthorchiidae. Gene Ontology annotation, molecular function: palmitoyl-(protein) hydrolase activity. The transcript is spliced from 5 exons. The record is from RefSeq and is a predicted model, not a curated record. Bases 108 to 1040 code for a protein of 310 amino acids. Gene Ontology annotation, cellular component: endosome membrane; plasma membrane.
GAUUUCUUGGUCGAACGCACCCUUACGGAACCCUUGAUGCCAUGUAUACGAUGCUCACGGGCCACGUAUACUGACUAUCUGGUUGAUCUUGAAGCGACGCCAGAACUAUGGCACGCAUCGUGGCCAAAUAUGCUUUCUAUCCGCCGCGACCGACGUAUUCAGUGGUAGCUUGUGAGGAUGGAUCAUCGUACAGACUCCAACUGGAUUUGAACGCUUUUCCCUAUAUGUCCAACGUUUCGGAACCGUCGGAGUUGCUCGCCUUCUACACAACGACCCAACGUCAAUCGAAAAUAGUCUGUCUGUAUGUUCCAUCGGAUGGCGGUUGCUUAUCUUCUGUGAGCUCCCCACGUCGAACUACUGUUUUGGCUUCUAGUACAGAGGCUCCGUACACAGUUCUGUUUAGUCAUGGAAACGCAGUGGAUUUGGGUGCGACGGCCGAUUUCCUGCAGGAAUUCGCGCGUCGGUUCCGUGUCAAUAUCCUCUCUUAUGAUUAUUCCGGUUACGGUCUGAGUACCGGUGAUCUCUUGGAAAGUAAUGUAUACGCCGACGCGGAGGCCGUGAUGAGCGAGCUCCGUGAACGCUUCUCUGUACCGCUGGAACGCACGAUUCUUUACGGACAAAGCCUCGGAACUGCACCGACAGUUGAACUGGCAACGAAAUACAAGGUUGCCGGCGUAGUUCUCCACUCCCCUCUCAUGUCCGGCCUGAGGGUCGUUUGGCCUAAUCUAAAAACGAGCUUCUGUUUCGAUGCCUUUACCAACAUCGAAAAGAUACCAAAGAUUCGAUCACCGACACUCAUCAUACACGGGACGGCGGACGACGUCAUUGGGGUUAAUCACGGGCGUGAGUUGUACUCCCGCCUACCGAAUCCGCUAGAACCUUUGUGGGUUGACGGAGCUGGACACAAUGACAUCACCGAAUUUCCCGCAUAUUUCGACCGCCUGGAACGAUUUUUCAAACAGGAUCUGAAAUCGAAUUUGCCACUGGACGAGCUACCCAGCAACAAUAUUAGCAGCUUUUCUUCAUCCAAAGCAACGUGAUGCGUUUUUCCGUGCGUUCUAGAACGAACCAGAUCUGAAGGGAGACUCGCAGUUCUGAAUUCAACCUUGAUAGAUACUUGUUAUUGACUUUGCUUACCUUUUUUUUCUUACCCCACUCACUAAUAAUGUUUUAUUUUGUCCUUUCCCCACUUGGAUCUUUCACCCCACGGGCAUUUCAUGCACUGUUUAAAUCGUUCAGAUCGAUCUUCAUAUACCCCCUAUCUAUGUAUUGCAACAGUAGCGUCAACUGUGAUAACUUAAUGGUUUUUGCGAUGGCAUGUGAUUAGCCGAAGCGGUAUGUAACCGGAUACAAAAUUGCUUAUCAUUCUCGCUUUUUAACAGUGCUUUUC